UGGUCGAGCUAUGUGGUUGAUUGGCUGAACACUCAGAGGACACAUACAAAACUCAUUGCUAAUUAUGUGAAAAUUAAUAAUUAAUUGGCCAACAAUUGUCGUGUUAAUUGCGUUCAGAGUAAACAGCGUAAAAUCAACGCCAAAUGAUUUUAAUUUAUAAACGUGGACAAAGCGCUCUAACUAGUCAACUACUAUUUGCAUUUAAAUUGUGUGUUUAAUAUCGAAUCGAUAUCAACUCAAUUUCGGUUUUCAGUUUCAACGUAAAACCGUGAACGACGGUAUGUUCACUCUCAAAUACACGAACCGAUUCGAAUCCACAUAUCAAACUAAUUGGAAUCAAAUUUAAAUAGAUUCCAAUUAAAAGCAUGAUUUGCAAAUCUAAGCCCAUAAUCACACCAUAUAUGCAUAUGUGUAAGGGGUGAGCUAUUUUGUGAGUGAGUGUUUAACCCGACAGAGACAAACAACUGCCAUUGGAAAGAGACGGCGAGAGUGCGGUAGAAAGAGACAGGGAAAGGGCUAGGAGCUGCGACUCGGCAUCCCAUCAAUUAAUUGGUGGCCCAAACGAGAAAGAAGGGAAAACCCUGGCCGGCAGCCAACAAACACCAAACAGCAAACAGCCAAGGCAGCCAUCAUCCGGCCGAAGAUGGACCAGCGUAAUCUAACACUGCCAACGCCAGCCGCAACAACAAUUAUGUCCUCGUCAUCCGCAGCAGGAGCAGCUAUAGCCGCCGUAGCAGCCAUGGUCGGAUCCGGAGAGCCAACAACAUCUGCGAUGGCAUCGGCAACAACAAUAGCAUUAGCAGCAACAGCAACCACAGUGCCGCCAACAAUACCCCCAACAACAACACCAGCCACAUUUUUUACCUACAGCAUACCAGGCAUGGACAUAGCGCCAGGACCAUUUAUAUUCACCUACGUUAGUGAAUUUUUAUCGCUUAUCACGCCCGAGGAAUUGCCGCUGGAAUCCAUUCGCGAUGUCUUACACAAAAACGUUAGUCUGGUGGACUUUGCCUCCAACGCCAUUAAGAUCGAGUCUGGUUUUAUUGCCCUGAUGAGCGUGUUCGCCAUCCUGGCGCUGGUUCCGCUGAUUGCCACCUGUGCCUGGUGCUGCGGCCGCCGUUCCACCCAAGAGGAGGUGGACCACAUACGGAGUGCCCCCUGCAACAUCCGGGACGAGGCGCUGGAGGAAAGCUUACGUUGUCGCAAAAGUGCCGGAUUGGUCACUCUGUGGAUUGUCUUUGUCCUGCUAACGCUGAGCGACUUCAGCAUAUUUUACGCCAACAGUCGCCUGUCCGCCGGAAUCGAGAUGACGCCCGAGAUGGUCAAGUCAGCCGUGCACGACGUGGAGGUCUUUCUUAAGGACACGCAUCUACAAAUCAAACACAAACUGGAUAAUGGCUUUCACGUUUCCGUGGAGCGGGUCGUCAAAGACUUGGAAGACGUGGAUGUUCUCCUUGGCGAACCGAUUCAAGCGGAAAUAUCUGCACACACUGGCCUUGAGCUGGCGUAUGAUUCACUGACGACACUUAGCCUGGCGAACGCGGAACUCAUCUAUCGGGUGCUCAUGCUGCAGGAGACGGUCGGCCGGGCACUGAAGCUGUCCCAGGAGGCGGCGGCCCGGAUGGAGGAGCUGCAGAUCCAGUUGUCCGUGCUGCAGCGGCAGUGCACGUACCGCGACCGCCCCCUCUGCGACACGUUGCGUAUACGCAGUUUCGAGGAGAAUGGCGUGGUGGAUGCCCUGAAAACUCUGCAAGAGGACCAAAGCAUCUUCCGUAUGCGCUACUUGGGCGAAAUUGAAUUUGGUGCCACUGUCAAAAAUCUGACAUCGGAAGUUGGCGUGUCACGUUCCAUUUUCAGCAAUUUCCCGCAACAAGUUAAACAUGACACGGCAUAUGAGCGGAACUACACGCUGGAGCAACUGGCCACCAUUCGGCACCGGACCACGGCCAAUGCACAACAACUGACCUCCACGAUUAAUGUUCUGCUGAAGCGGCUGGAGGGCACCUGGCCCUCCAUGCAGCCCGCCUACAACGAGCUGAAGGAGUGGGCCGACGCCUACUGGAGUGUGGGCUGGAUCGCCGGCAUGGUCAUUGUCUGGGUGAUGCUCUUCAUGCUGAUGUCUUACUGCUGUUUUCUUUGCGAAUCGAACGCCAAGUCCGGAGUAGUGUUCUUCAUAGCCGUUAUGAUCAUAUGCUUAGCCAGUAUCUGCCUCACGGUGUACGGAGUCUUUUCCCUGGCCAUUGGCGGCAAUGCCGAGGUCUUUGUCUGCCGAUCUCUGUACGACCAGGACUACGACAUGCUGGGUAAGCUACUGGACAAGCCAGGAUAUGCCUAUGCGCGGGAGCCCCAAACGGGUAUCAUUGGUGAGCUGCUGCGUCCGGAGGGCGUCAACCGGUCGGUGGUAAAUGUGGGUCUCGGCCAGGCUCUCAGAGGCUGCGAGCAAAAUCAAGCAUCGUACAAUGUCUUUCAAUUGGAUGCAUUCGUGAAUACCAGCAAAAUAGCCGACUUGAAGCAGUUCCCCAAAGUGUCGACGGCCAUUGAUGCGAUUUCCGUAUCCGGGCGAACGCUCCUCUCCCUCACGCAAUCCAUCCAGAACAUUUUGGAGAACAUGCUGCAGACGUCCUCGUUCAAUCUGACCACGUACCGCAGUAGCGUGGGUGCACCCACGCCCGAAAAGGAUUUGGCCACGUUCAUUGAUCAAAUGCAAAGAGUGGCCUUACAGAUUCAGGAUGUGGCCACGUCCUCGCGCAUGACCACGCUGGGCAGCCGGUCCAAGCGGUUGCAGGCCUCGAUUCUCCAGCCCCUGGAAAAUCUCCAGAACGAGAUACUAUACCACCUAACGGCAUUGGAACUGCAGAGGGAUCCUUGGGCCAAGCAGGUCAACCAGACACUAAAUCACCUGAAGAGCAUCCAAGGAUAUCUGGAGAACAAGGCCGGAGAAAUAUGUCAUAACUUGACAAGAACCUACACAGAUCGUUUGAAGGCCUACUUGACCAGCAGUCGUGCCACCAUGGAGUCCCAGCUGGGCGACACUACCACUAAGUGCAGACCCUUUUACGAUACCUUCGAUGCCAGUCGCACCUUCUUGUGCCGCAACAUGGUCGAUUUCAUCAACGGACUCACCUUCUUCAUCUUUCUGACCCUGUUGUUGUGGGCCAUUGGCACGCCUGUGGGCCUGAAUCUGAUUACCAUCCAGACGCGCCUCAAUGUCAUGCAGGCGGCCCAGCAACGCAGCAAGAACCGGCAGAGGAGGAGCGAUCAAAGUCCGGAACGGGAGAGUCGCGGGGCAAGCCGAGGGCGGAAGAAGCAGCGGACGAGCAGUGCAGCGGCCAGCGGACGGAGCGGCAAGCGGGAUCAAAGCCGGGAACGAAGCACGAGCAGCACGGCCAGGCAGAGGCCACCACUACGACGCACUGCCACGGAGGAAACCUUGGAUUUGGAGGAGGAUUCUACUCCCUCAAGAAAUCAGCAGCAACAGCAGCAGCAGCAACAUCAACAGCAGCGGCGACAGCAGGAGACAGAGCGGGAGCGGGUGCGCGAACGGGAUCAGCGAAGUCGGGAACGAGAGUUGAGUCGCGGCCGUGACGUAUCCGCCAUAAACACGACCGUGCGCAGUCGCAGCCGCCAGCAGCUGCGCCACGAUCCCGAGGAUGACAAUUGGGGCUCAUCCAGUGGACCCAGUAGGGCCAACUCCCGGGAAAGGGAGCGCGAGACCAGUCAGACUAGAAAGAUACUCAAUAUUUGGCAGUCACGAAAUAAGAUCAAGACGCCACUUCACCGUCAGGGGACUGAAGAAUACGAUCUUGACGAUGCCCCUCAGGACAGUGGGUGGCGCUCCCAGAAUCAGAACCAAUCUCAGAACUUUAUCCCGAACCAGAAUCGUAUAAACUCCAGUGCCAGUCCGGAAACUCGAACCGAUCCGCGUACCCAGCGCUCCAAUCUCCGUACUAAACACAAGUUACGUAGUACCAACGCGGAUAGAGCUAGCAGUGAAACGGUCCGACGCCCCGUAACCCCCGUGCUGAGCGUCAAUCCGGACAUUCCGGCCGCCGUUCCGAUGCCCCGCACACCGAUGCGACUGAAGAGCCGGGUGUCGCUCACCGCCCGAGCUGUGCAGGACAUUGUCAACAAGCGGAAUCAGCGCCUGCAACGCACCGGUACCGAUGAGUUCGAUCUGGAAGAGAGCGAUACCUAUGGCGCCGGAGCCCAUUUGGAUGCGGAUGUUGCGGCCGCUCGGCGAACUCCGCCCCGCGGUGCUCCGCCUCCACCGCCGCCACCGACAGCCGGCUUGAACAGUGGCGAUCGCACGGUGCGCUGGAACGAGGACGACAACGAGGACUUUGUCUUCGAGGAGGCCGACGCCCCCAAGGACCCCAUGUACUUGAGCCACAAUCUCCACUGAUCUUGAGAUCCCAUCGAAUAUCAACCACCAUCUCGAUUAUUGCAAUAUGUUUUUGUAGCUCACCUUUUACUAAUCCGUAGUUCGUAAGUGAAAUGUAGCCAUAGAGACGAAUCAAUAUGUUUUUAGGCAUUUAACAGGCGUAAAUAAAACUGCAUAAUCUGUAGCCAAUUAAUUGGACGCAAAUAAUCGUAAAUAAAAAAUAAAAAUUAGUUAA
Molecule: messenger RNA, 4616 nt
Organism: Drosophila bipectinata
Lineage: Eukaryota; Metazoa; Arthropoda; Insecta; Diptera; Drosophilidae
Gene: prom
Product: prominin
Cellular component (GO): membrane
Source: RefSeq, a predicted model, not a curated record